AUGUGGCGCCGCAUCUACUUCCUCCUGUUCUUCGUCCGGCUAUGGUUUGCCAUGUCUCCGAGCUACCUGCAUCCGGACGAGAACUUUCAAGGACCGGAAGUCAUUGCUGGCGAAGUCUUUAGCUACCCGGUUCAUCGUACCUGGGAGUUUACGAGCGAACACCCAAUCAGGAGCGUGUAUCCGCUAUGGACGGUCUAUGGAAUGCCCAUGAUUCUUCUCCGCUGGCUAUUGGGUAACGAAAUCCCACCUUCGACUGUCUUUUGGGUGCUGCGCGGCCUCAUGUUUAUCAUGAACUUUGUCCUGGAGGACUGGGUCAUCUAUGAGCUGGUACCAUCCAAGCGCCACCGCGAGACGGCUGUCGUGCUGCUGGCAUCUUCCUACGUCACCUGGACCUACCAGGCACACACCUUUUCGAACUCGGUCGAGACGCUUGUCGUGGCCUGGAGUCUGGUUUUAAUUAAGCGCAUUGUUGCACGACCGAACCGCGAUUCUCCUUUGUCUGUCAUUCCUCUGGCUUUGUCGGGCCUUCUCACGACGAUUAUUGCCGUCGCUUUCGACACAGCCUUCUACACCCCUCACCAGAUCACCUGGCUUGACCUGAUCCUCUACCCAGUCAUCACCCCCCUAAACAAUCUCAUGUACAACAUAUCUCCCGAGAACCUUGCUCAACAUGGCCUGCAUCCGUGGUACCAACAUCUUUUGGCGAACCUACCUAUGCUCGUCGGCCCCGCAGUUUUGCUCCGGCCCGAACCAUCUUUUCGUCUUUUCUCGGCUGUUUCGGGCAUCAUCGUGCUCUCCUGCUUUCCGCAUCAAGAGGCACGGUUUCUUUUGCCCACCAUCCCGCUUUUUCUCUCGUCAGUACGGCUUCCGAGCAAGCCGCGCCUUUUCUAUUCCUGGGUAGCCGCGUGGACUGCGUUCAAUGUAGUCUUUGGCAUCCUGAUGGGUGUCUAUCACCAAGGGGGUGUCAUUCCUACUCAGAUUUUCAUGAGCCAGCAGCCAGAUGCGACGCAGGCUAUAUGGUGGAAGACGUACAGCCCGCCUAUAUGGCUGCUGAACGGCAAGAAUGCAGUGCUGACCACGCACGAUGUCAUGGGAAUGCCUGGCGAAGACUUGAUGGAGCAGCUGGCAGAGCUAGCCACGUGUGACAGGCCGGCCGAUCGACGGAACAAAGAGUACCUGAAGGAGAAAAAUGGCACUUAUCUGAUCGCGCCGGUAUCAGCAACUUGGCUCGAUCCGUAUCUACGCAACAAGGGCCUGGAGGGUCUGCGUUUCCGACAGGUUUGGAGCUACCGCCAACACCUCAACCUUGAUGACCUAGAUUGGGGGGAGGAUGGUGUGUGGAACACGCUGAAACGAGUAAUAGGGCGGCGAGGGCUGGCGGCAUGGCGUUUUGGCAUGUAUGUCCUCUUCCCGAUUGGCAUCAUGUACUACUUCGGCACCAACCUGGAUGAGCGUUUUGCGGUGCCGGACUUCUGGCCCAAGGCCGAGAACGCCAACAGCGUGCCGACUGAGCGAGACGAGAUCCACGCCGAGCUGCAGCGACUCCGUGCGCGGAGACUGUAUCUGCGUGACCGCCGGCUGGCAUCUGAGACCCAAGGUCAGCCGACAGGGGUGCAGGACCAGACUGUCGGAGAGGUGCGCCGGUAA
Messenger RNA from Grosmannia clavigera kw1407, 1647 nucleotides. RefSeq names its product alpha -mannosyltransferase. Gene Ontology annotation, cellular component: mitochondrion; endoplasmic reticulum membrane. Gene Ontology annotation, biological process: GPI anchor biosynthetic process; mitochondrial respiratory chain complex IV assembly. Gene Ontology annotation, molecular function: alpha-1,2-mannosyltransferase activity. The record is from RefSeq and is a predicted model, not a curated record. Bases 1 to 1647 code for a protein of 548 amino acids. The transcript has 5 exons. Lineage: Eukaryota; Fungi; Ascomycota; Sordariomycetes; Ophiostomatales; Ophiostomataceae.